Lottia gigantea (owl limpet) is the source of this 1209-nucleotide messenger RNA. RefSeq lists its product as hypothetical. The record is from RefSeq and is a predicted model, not a curated record. The coding region runs from base 1 to 1209 and encodes 402 amino acids. Lineage: Eukaryota; Metazoa; Mollusca; Gastropoda; Lottiidae. The transcript has 13 exons.
AUGCUGUAUAAGUUACUAUUAUUUGGAUUAUGGUUUUCAACAGUAAGAAUGAUAUUGUUUAUAUUACAUAAGUUUGAUAUUGUUUAUAUUACAGUAAGUAGGAUAUUGUUUAUAUUACGUAAGAAUGAUAUUGUUUAUAUUACAGUAAGAAUGAUAUUGUUUAUAUUACAUAAGAAGGAUAUUGUUUAUAUUACAGUAAGUAUGAUAUUGUUUAUAUUACAUAAGAAGGAUAUUGGUUAUAUUACACAAGUAGGAUAUUGUUUAUAUGACAGUAAAAAGGAUAUUGUUUACAUUACAGUAAGUACGAUACUACUUAUAUUACAUAAGUGGGAUAUUGGUUAUAUUACAGUAGGAAGGAUACUGAUUAUAUUAUGUAAAGUGGGAUAUUACUUAUAUUACAUAAGUAGGAUACUGUUUAUAUUACAACAAGCUAUAGGAUAUUGUUUUAUGUUACAGCAAGUAGGAUACUGUAUAUUAUACAUAAGUGGGAUACUGGGUAUAUUACAGUAUAUAGGAUACUGGUUAUAUUACAUUGAUGGGGUUGCAAUUGAUAAAACCUCUAUUAACAUGCAAAUAACGGAUGUAUCAAGAAUAACGUCUCUUAUAUUUCAUGUUAAAGCUUGUAGAGAUGCACACUUCUUUUUCUAUUCGGAUUUAUAUCAAUUAGUGAAAAUUGCCGUCUUGGGCAGUUCUGGUGAUUGUGAUAUUAGACUUGGGUUAGAGACUUUUGAAGUUUCUGAACUAUGUACUGUUGAUUGUUAUCAAUUUAAGCCAUUCUGGAUAAGUUGGCAGUCAAAUUAUAUGCGACUUGGUUAUGGAAAUAUCGUCGACCAGCAGAGUGUUGUGUCAGGGACGUCACCACUCACGUUCAACUUAGCGUAUCUAUCAUUAAUGCGAUAUGAAAAUUUCACUUGGGAAAUAGAGUACCCUGGCAAAGAUCCUGGAAUACAAGAUUUCAAGUUUAUAAGACAUACCAACACACGAUCAAUGUCCAUCUUGAAUGUUCAAACCACAAGAUCUGUGUCACUGUGUGGUAUCUCCUGUAAGCUCUCAACAGAUUGCUUUGGUUUCAACUAUAAUCCUAGUUUGAGCUACGAUAACUGUGAACUUCUAACCUCUUUUCAGCUUAUUGAUAAGAAUAACCCUGAAUUACAAUUACAGAUAAUUCAUCCUUAUGAUUGGAAUUUAUACAUUACCAAAUUCCCUUAG